Molecule: messenger RNA, 3961 nt
Organism: Lonchura striata (white-rumped munia)
Lineage: Eukaryota; Metazoa; Chordata; Aves; Passeriformes; Estrildidae
Gene: PHF11
Product: PHD finger protein 11
Cellular component (GO): nucleus
Source: RefSeq, a predicted model, not a curated record
AACAUAGAUUCAAAGCAAAACACACCACAACAGCUAGUGUUUUUAGACUUCUCAGGAGCUGUAAAUGGUAACUUGCAUUUCAGGUGAUGUGAAGACAUUUUGGACACAAUUGGGAGGUAGAAGAGUGGAUGUCAUAUUUGAGCAGCUGCAAAAUGUGCUGUUGUUGCUGAAGGAAAAGAUCAAGAAUGGAACUGCAACAAACCAAGAGUGCUGGCAGGCUUGGGCACUGGUGAAUGAAGCUAAUUUAGGUGAUCUCUUAACCUUGACAAAUGUAAGUGAUGAGUUGAAUGGAGGUGGUGCACAGGAAACCAAACCCAAACUGCAGCCUCUUCUUCCAGAUGACAAUGCUGCAGACACUGUAGAAUUUUCUGACAGCCAAAAAGAGGAUAUGGAAAGAACUUGCUCAGGGAGUAAAGAAGGAUCUGGCAAAAUUCUAGGUUUACCUUUAAAUGUGAAGUAUCAGAGCCACAAGUGUUCUAGUGCAUGUCUUGCCAACAGAGCAGUGGAUUCCUACAAGGGUGAAAAUCCUCUGAAGAUCCCAAUCCUGUUUGACUUUCAAAGACGCCAUGCAAAAGCAGACUGCCUUUCGAAGCCACUGGAUGUGAAUUACAAAGCUCCUUGUGGUCGGAGUCUGAGAAGCUUUCGAGAUGUGCGAAAUUACUUGUUUGAAACAGAGUGCAAGUUCUUAUUUGUUGAUCACUUCUCCUUCAACACAUAUGUGCUGUUGUGCAGGAACACCAUGAAUCCUGAGCCCCUUGUGUUUGAGUUCGAUAUUAGCAAUGGAGCCGAGUCUGUGCCCAUCUCCUUCUAUAACAAUCUCGACCACGCAAGAUUGCCUUAUUUCAAGUAUCGGAAGUCGUCGUGGCCACGUGGAUAUUAUCUCAACAAUCUCUCCAGCCUGUUUGUUGAUUCCUGUGACUGCACAGAUGGCUGCAUUGAUAGGUCAAAAUGUGCAUGCCUACAGCUGACAGCAAGAGGCUGUAGUAAAAUUUCUCUAUCUCCAAGUAGUAAAAGAUCUUGUGGAUACCGUUACAAAAGACUGGAGGGACCUGUUUCUAGUGGGAUUUAUGAGUGUAGUGUGUUGUGCAGAUGUGACAAGCUGAUGUGUCAGAACAGAGUUGUACAGCAUGGCAUUCAAGUCAGGCUGCAAGUGUUCAACACGGAAAAGAAGGGCUGGGGUGUCCGCUGCCUGGAUGACAUCGACAAGGGGACAUUUGUUUGUACUUACUCAGGUAGAUUAAUGAGCAGAGCUGAAGUACUGGGAGAUGCUGAGCAAGAGCUGAAGGAGAAAAGUGCAGUGAAUGAUGGAGGCCAUGACUUUUCUUCCAAAAAAAGAAAACUUGACCUUUAUCGUUCAGACUCAGUGAUUGAACUAGUGCAGACUGACAAAAAUGACAUUCUUGAGAAUCAGGAAUCUUUGUUUCAGUCUGUGAAUAAUGCAAAUAAGUCAACCCUGGUUCAUCUAAAGAACUCAAGUAAUGCAACUAUGAGAAAGCCUGGAACCAAAACACUUGUUUUUCGCAAUCACCAGCUAAAAAUGGUGCACAGUGUCAGCUCAGAUGAAGGUGAUAGUUCUCAGAUUCAUCAAUCAAGCAAAACAAAACUAACCAGUGGAACAAAGAAAGGAAAAGAAAAAUCUACCCAGCAGCAGAAGGAAGAACAUCUGAUGGAAAUUGGACAGACUGGCUAUGCUGGUGUAGAGAGUGCAGGAUGCAGAAGAAGGAGUAUGCUACUGCAGGGUGUUGAUUGUGGCAAGUCCGGUGAGCUGGAUGACACAUGUGAUGUGAGGCCUUCCAACAAUGCACCCCUAAAAGCUGACUGCAAAGAAAGUAGCAGGCAGCCAAAACAAGAUGCACUUUGUGAGGAGUCUGAUAGUGAUGGGAUGCUUUCCAAAAAUGCUAAUGAAGAAAGUAUUUAUGUACUGGAUGCCACAAAAGAAGGAAAUGUGGGUCGUUUUCUAAAUCACAGCUGUUGCCCAAACCUCUUUGCACAAAGUGUGUUUGUAGAAACUCACAACAAAAGUUUUCCAUGGGUGGCAUUCUUCACAAACAGACAUGUGAAAGCUGGAACCGAACUCACAUGGGAUUAUGGUUAUGAAGCUGGAAGCAUGCCAGAGACAGAGAUUUCCUGUCACUGUGGAGUUCAGAAGUGCAGGAAAAAACAGCACUCAGCUGAAUUGCUUUUUGCUUCAUUGAAGAUCUGUCUCUACUCAGAGGGAAUAUGCCUUGGGAUAUCGUCUUUCAGUAUUAACCAGAGCCAUGGCAAAGUGUAUGACAAAACCCACAGUUUUCCUGCUCUAGGUGUUUUCUGGAUAAUGGCGAAGAUGGUGAGAACAACAUGUGCAUUUUGUUCAGAAGGGGAGGCUGGCUCUGUAAUGUAUAUCGCCACAGAGAAAAAUAUUGCAGCUCAUCAGGAUUGUCUGUUAUUUUCCUCAGGAUUUGUGGAAUCUGAAGAUCAUAACCCAGAAAAUCUGGAAAUAAGGUUUGAUGUGUCAUCAGUGUUAAAGGAGCUCAGGAGAGGAAAGCGGCUGGUGUGCAACUUCUGCCGCAAGAAGGGGGCCACGGUGGGCUGCGAGGAGCGCGCGUGCCGCAGGAGCUACCACUUCUUCUGCGCGCUCUGCGAUGAUGCAGCCGUGGAGACUGACGAGGUCAACGGCGUCUACAGAGUGUUCUGCCCAAAACAUGACCCAGGGAAUAGGACCAAUCACUAUGAUGCAGCUAAUAAGAAAAGAAGACGUACAUUGACAUCUCCCACCAUCACAGAAGAAAUGAGUACAGAAGAGACAGCCGAAGAAAACCAUUUACAAACAGUAAAAAGGAAAAACAACAGGCAUAAAGUUCGAAUAGACUUUGUUAGGAAGUGCAAACAAGCUGGGCUUCUGGAUGACAUAUUUGAAGAAAUGCUGGACACACUUCACCUGGCUCAGGAAAAACUGAUGGACGACAACACUUCAGAAACAGAGUAUGAAGAGACAGUGAUGGCACUGUUUGAUUGUGGACUGUUUGAAAAUAUACUGACAAAUAUUUAUUCAGGAACAGAAGAAAAAAUCCAGAAACUUCUGGAAAACAGAAAAAGACUGGAUCACAAGAUUGAGCUACUGCAGGACUUAAAAGAAGCCAUCCUUCCUACUCUAGAGAACACAGCCAGUACAGCCAGUACAUCCAGUACAGUGUCUGAAUAACCUCUCUCUGCAAUGGUGCAAUUGUUAGGAUUUUCUAAUGAUAAAAAACCAGAGCAGUCUGGUCAGUGCCCAAUUCCCUAAGAUGAGGGCUGAAUGGGUGCAAGAAUGUGGUGUUACAUGCCUUUUUAUACCUCACUUUUGCAAUAACUUCCAGUUUUCAAAUUUUCAUCCUCAAGUUUUUGCCUGGUUCCACUAUAAAUUUCCAUUUAUAUUGCACAAUAGAAUAUAAAUGUUAUAAACCAAAUUUAGCUUUUGCAAAAACCCAAGAGAACCCUCCAGGGAAGACUUUUUCUCAAAGCCAAGGGAAUGUUCAGCUGCCACAGAACACUUGCUAAAGUAAUUUAAAACUAUGGGAGCCUGCUCCUGGCUGGGCAGUAGCUGCUUCACUGUCUGUCUAGACAGUGAUGUUUGAAGGAUCAUAGUGCUGCUUUGGUUUUCCAAAAAAAAUGAGCAGAAGUUGCACUCAAAAGAAGUCUUCUGGAUUAUAAAUAGGAAUUUAAUUUAAAAAACCCAAUUACUCUUCUUUAUUGAUGGGUCAAGGUGUACUGUUUCUGCUGCAAUGGCAGUGGUAAAGCAGUGUUUGCAGGCAGACCAGAAAGGGGUGGGCAUUCAGAAAAGAUAAAAUGUCAAAUGGGGCAAAGCAGUGACUGCAUCUUCCUUUAUCCUUUAAGAAAGGGUUCAACUUUCAUGUGUUUUGUCUUUAAAAUAUUGUUUGAAUACAGAAAUGCAUUGUUUAGCCACAACAGGCUAAAUUAAUGAAAUAAAACAUUUUUUAAAGGA